Messenger RNA from Colletotrichum acutatum, 1521 nucleotides. Its product is annotated as beta-lactamase. The record is from RefSeq and is a predicted model, not a curated record. The transcript has a single exon. The coding region runs from base 240 to 1415 and encodes 391 amino acids. Lineage: Eukaryota; Fungi; Ascomycota; Sordariomycetes; Glomerellales; Glomerellaceae.
CCCAAGACCUACACUUCGUCAGCCUACGUCCAAAGCCGUGAUGGUCCGGAGUGAACAACCACCGAUAAUAUGGGUAUCGCUGGAACAAUAAUCAACUAUAUAAUAAGAGCAUAUCUCGGUGUACCCUGUGAGGUUCGUAGACUCAAUUUUCAUCAUCAUCUGUUCAAUCAACUCUAGCCCCGCCGUUCAUCUUACAAUACAGCUCAACCAAGUAAUUCUUGGUCAACAAUCUUGCGACCAUGACACAAACACAAACACAAACACACGGCACUUGCGACCCCAAAUUCCAAGAGGUGCGUAAGCGACUCCAGGACAAUAUCGACUGUGGGGAAGAAGUCGGCGCCGCCAUUGCUAUCAACAUUGAUGGCAGCGACGUUGUAAACCUGUGGGGUGGUUACACGGACAAGGAACGCACCAAGCCAUGGACCGAAGACACCCUUGUUACCGUCUUCUCCUCCACGAAAACCGUCCUCAGUCUCGCGAUCCUCAUUCUCGUCGACCGCAAAGUACUCUCGAUCAACGACAAGGUCUCAAAGCAUUGGCCUGAGUUCGCCGCCAAUGGCAAAGAAGAUAUCGAGAUCCGCCACAUCCUCUCUCACACGUCAGGGGUCUCGGGCUGGGAUGCCGAUGGACCGCUCUCGUUUGAAGAGAUCUCCGACCUUGACGCAGCUGCAGCAAAUCUCGCUACGCAGGCACCGUGGUGGGAACCCGGAACCGCGUCUGGGUAUCACUCAUUUACGUUUGGCCAUCUGCUAGCAGCCAUCGUCCGUCGCGCGACAGGCACAAAACUAAGAGACUUCAUCAUGGAAGAGAUCGUGAAGCCGCUUGACGCAGACUUUCACUUUGGCGUUCCCGACAAAGAGCUCCCUCGGACGACGGAUGUUAUUUCCGCGCCUAUGCCUCCCCUCAGUCCUGGCAUGGGCCCUCAGCCGGGUUCCAUCACUUUCAAGACCAUGAACCCCAUGCCCUUCCCCUCGGACUUCGCUAAUGGCCCUACCUGGCGUCAGGGUGACAUCCUCGCCGGGAGCGGGCAUGCCAAUGCCCACGCGCUCACGCGGAUCCUCUCGAUCAUCAGUCUCGGCGGCAGCGUCGACGGCAAACGUUUCCUCUCACAAGACACCAUCAAUCUCAUAUUCGAGCAACAAUCCAACGGAUUUGAUCUUGUCAUGGGCGUGCCUAUGCGUUUCGGUAUUGGAUUUGGCAUUACGGGUGAAGGUGGUACGGCGGUUGCUGAUUUCCUGCCCAACGGACGGAUUUGCUUUUGGGCAGGCCUCGGUGGAUCAUUCGUCCUCAUGGAUCUGGACAGGAAACUCACCAUUGCAUACGUGAUGAACAAGCUGUCCAUGACGGGGUUGGGAAACAACGCUGCGAAGUCUUACAUCAGGGCCAUUUACAAGGCAUUAGAUGAGCAGUGACAUAAGGUCAUGGAAGGUGAAUUGCAUAGCACGACAUCAUGAUUUCAUCGAAUAGUUAUGAUGCAAAUUACUUAAUGGCACAAUAUCAUUUGCAAUUACUAUUCUC